AAAGCUGAUUUUCAAAUAAUUGGUGCAUUGGUAAACACGUGGAUUUAGUUUGGUUGUUGGUUUAGUGUUUGGUUAAAGUAUUUAAGAUAAAAACAGUUAAAAUGAAGAAGGUCGACGAGUCUCUGGCUUUGGAGAAGAAAGAGCAAACCAAGUUCGCUUCGAAGAUAAAACUCCUCAAGGAGCAAGUCAAGGAUGGCGAUGUGAAGGUGGCGGAAGAGGGCUCCUCGAAGGAGAGAGCGAUAAUAUACAUUGGACACCUUCCCCAUGGCUUCUACGAGAAAGAGCUGCGCGAGUACUUCGGACAGUUCGGCAAAGUUACCAAAGUCACUGUGCCCAGAGCGAAGAGGUCCGGCAGACCCAGGUCCUAUGCAUACGUUGAGUUCCUUUUCAUGGACGUCGCCAAGAUUGCGGCGGAAACCAUGGACAACUAUUUGAUGUUUGACAAAAGGUUGGUAGUUAAAGUGUUGCCGCAAGAGAAAUGCAGGAAGCUGAAGUUUGGCGGUCGCCUGUGGGCGGAGAAUUCUACUCCGUACAUCAGCAAAGUGCAGGAAAUCGCAAAGCUAAAAAAUGAGCCACAAUCAGAAGAAAAGUAUAUGAAAAACUCGAGGAGGCAGUUGGGUCAACUCAACAAGAAAAUCAAGAAGCUGGCAGCUCUCGGAAUCAAGCACACAGUCAAGCCUGUCAAUGUGCCCAAAGAACUCAAGGAGGCCUUAAACGUAAAGAAAACAGUUAAAAAGAAUGUCACAAAGAAAACUGCUGCUAAAGUAGUGAAAGCUGAUGUGGAAGAGCUGAAGACGAAGCCUAAGGUGAAUGUUAAAAAAGUUGCAGUUGCAGCUAACAUUGAAGCAAAAAAGAAACCAACACAAAAGGUGAAACCGACAGCAAAAGGUGAAGGAAAGAAAGUUGUUGCUGUUGCUCCAAAGAAGGCGGUGGAAAACAAGAAAAUAACAGUUGAUGUUAAAGUGGCAAAGAAGACUUUGCUUAAAAAGGACAAAGCUGAGAAGGUAAAGAAACCAGCAGCAGUAACGAAGGCUUCUCCCAAGAAAGAGAAAGUUGCAAAGGCGAAGAAGCAGUUGGAGGUGAAAUCUUCACCCAAAAAGGAAGUUAAAGUUCCCGUCAAAGAAGCGCCUAAAAUGCAGAAGAAAAAGAAGGAGGCUCUGGCGAUAAAGAAACCUGCAUUGAGGACGACCAUGAAGAAGAAGGAUAAAGUGUUGCCCGUAAAGAAAGCAUUAUCGAAAGAUAAAAUUGCUGCUAUGAUGAACGACAGUAAUUUGGUAACGAAGAAGACAUUCAAGAGCAAAAAGUAAUUUGUGAUAAUUGUAUUUUUUUGUUAAUAAAAUAAACUAAUUUUGACCUAAAA
Molecule: messenger RNA, 1360 nt
Organism: Nicrophorus vespilloides
Lineage: Eukaryota; Metazoa; Arthropoda; Insecta; Coleoptera; Silphidae
Product: MKI67 FHA domain-interacting nucleolar phosphoprotein-like
Exons: 2
Coding region: 102-1307 (401 amino acids)
Biological process (GO): maturation of LSU-rRNA from tricistronic rRNA transcript (SSU-rRNA, 5.8S rRNA, LSU-rRNA)
Cellular component (GO): nucleolus
Molecular function (GO): RNA binding
Source: RefSeq, a predicted model, not a curated record